Messenger RNA from Anopheles merus, 3890 nucleotides. Its product is annotated as UPF0047 protein YjbQ. The record is from RefSeq and is a predicted model, not a curated record. The coding region runs from base 1344 to 1859 and encodes 171 amino acids. Lineage: Eukaryota; Metazoa; Arthropoda; Insecta; Diptera; Culicidae. The transcript has 5 exons.
GAACAAUAGAAAAAAAAAUAAUUCCAUUACGGCAUCGCCAAAGGAAUGGGCAUGAACGGCGUGUGACAGAAUUUAGCACGGUCGAAAAAGUUAUUACUUGGAGGAAUCGGAAAAUUGCAGCAUUUGUGAAAAGUGAAACAGUUAACCGACUCGUAUCUGGUUCUAUGCUACUCCUGAUAAUGUGAAGGAAUUCACAAGAUACAGCAGUAAAAAUUCGUUGGGCCGCGGAGAGUGAUGUGUGUUAGUGAGUGAAGUGCAGAUAACGCGCAAAGAAGCAGCAUUGAAGCACAGAAUGUGCCGCAGCUAGUGAGCAUCGGUAGAAAUGUUGUGGAGUGGAAUGUAGAGAUAAGUGAUCUGUGCCCCCGUGUAACAGAGAGAGAGAGAGAAAGAGAGAAAGAGAGAAAGAGAGAAAGAGAGAAAGAGAGAAAGAGAGAAAGAGAGAAAGAGAGAAAGAGAGAAAGAGAGAAAGAGAGAGAGAGAGAGAGAGAGAGAGAGAGAGAGAGAGAUGUAAAGCACACGUGUGCUUUUGUGCGUUAAUGAUUUGCGGUUCAUCAGGUUCACCAAAAUAUACGUGGCAACACAGCAAAUAAUCUCAACCCAAAACCAACCGGCUUCGUUUUCUCUCAGCCUCCUCUGCAUCCUCCUGUUAUCAGUUGCAGGUCGAAAAUAAAAGUUUGCGCUGAGUAGCAAACAAAUAGUGUUGCCGAGAAGUGUUUCUUGUUGUGUUUGUGUGCGUGUGUGUCAGUCUAGUUGGUGGCUUGGUGCGUGUGUGAGAUUGGUACAGUGUUUGUGUGUAGUAUAGCUUGCCAGUAGUUGCUAUUUCCUGCCUCAAAACGGAUCAUCCUCGCAAACGGGGCAGCCCUCCUUCAUCGGUCACCGACGAGUCCUCGUUACCCUUGUCAGCGUCCGCCGGGGGCCGUGGGGGAGGAGGAGGAGGAGCUGGAGGUGGCGGCGGAAGUGUUGCUGGGGGUGCUGGUAGAAGUGGUGGUGCGGGUGCUAGUCGAAGUGCUGCCGGGGGAGCAUCAGCAACAGCGGGCGGUGCAGCAGCUGUAGAAGGUGGGACCAGAAGCAAGGGAAGAAAAGGGAGUACCGCAGGUAGUGGUAAAGGAGGAGGUGGUGGUGGUGGUGGUGGUAAAGGUGCUGGAGGUGCUGGUGGUGCUACUGCUGACGGAAGUGUUGGCGUCGGUGACGCAGAUCGCAGCAGUGGCGGUGGUAGUUCUGCGGCCAGCCAUCGACACCAACCAGGAUACCAUCGCCAUCUGCAGCAAGCGUCAACGGCGGCGGGUAUAAACCCAACGGCAACGACUACGACGACGGGCUCAUCAUAUGAGAAGACCAAUAACAUGGCUUCAUCAAAUCACCGCGGUAUACAGAUUGGAUCCGCCUGGUUUCAACGCAAAAUCAACCUACGGCCGCAACAUCGUGGCGUCCACCUGGUGACGGAGGAGAUUCUACGGCAGAUGCCCGAGCUUGGUCAAUUUUCUGUCGGAUUAUGUCACGUUCAAAUUUUGCACACAUCCGCCAGCUUAGCGUUAAACGAAAGCUGGGAUCCAGACGUAAGGGAUGAUAUGGAAAUGAUGUUAAACAAAAUAGUGCCCGAAGGUCUACCAUACAGGCAUUCUUGCGAAGGUCCAGAUGAUAUGCCCGCUCACGUAAAAGCCUGCUUUCUUGGAAGUUCACUGACAAUCCCAAUCACCGAUGGCAAAUUGUCACUCGGUACAUGGCAGGGUGUUUGGCUGUGCGAACAUCGUGACCACGCGGGCUCCCGGAAGCUGGUGAUAACGCUCUCCGGUUGUCCCCGGGAUUCAGCGCGAAGUCCCCUGUCGCCAGUGUCACCGAUCGCCUCCACCUCCAGUUAGGGACGGCCGCGCUCUGCUCGCGAUAGUCGGUAAUCGUGGGUUAGAGCGGCUUUCUGCUGUAAGGUCAACAAUUGUUCAACUACAACUACAACAUCAACAGCAAUUUUAACCAAAUCAACAACAGCAACCACAACAAGAAAUACAACUAACGCGAACAGUAAUGCUACUACUACUAAUACCAUUACUAAACUAAAUAAUAACGCUACUUACGACACUACUUUUACUACUACAACUACUAAUACUAUCACUACUUCUAAAACUAUAACGGUAUCAAAUUGUAAUGGAAACGAAUCUGUUUGAAAAGUGCUGAAUGAACAAAGCAAUUGAGAGGAGCAAGUGGAAAACGGAACACAUUAAACAGCUAGCGAGAUAUUUAACAAAAUAAAUAAAACUCUAUACAACACACCUUUGCUAUCGCUUUUCGACGAAACGAAUAAGCGAAAGAAACAAAUGCAAAACAUUCCGCUAAUUGAUCAACCAAAGUUGAAAUUAGCAAUUGAAGAAAUAAAAUGGUGAAAACGCGACAGACACAAAUAAAUGUUUGGCGAGGGAAUAAAUAACAAACUGCUAAAGCAUGGAGUAAGAAAACUAGCAAUGAAUUCAAUUGUUAAAGCAUUUUUUAGAAGCGUUACAAAGCGAGCAAAGCAAAACAGCAACCUCCUGAUGCCGUCACUUUCACAAUUGCAAACAAACAAUAGAAUGAAUACAACUGAUACAAACUUAUCCUUCCAAGUGACGCGUGGAACAUAGAUGCUGAGUGCAUAAUUCUAGUGGAAUGCAAUUGUUAAAAAUAAAAACUUCAACUAAUGAGCGGUAGCAGCAACGCGUCGAGGAAAAUAAAUAGUAGCAUGGUGCGCAAUAAAUAAUCGCAAACGACGAUAGGAUUGGAACAAUAUAGUGCAGCAGGGUCAAAUUAAUAAGUGAAGUAAUGUAGGGAAUAGGUGUACGUGUGAGUGUAUAUGUGGGUGUUUUCUAAGUUUAAAUCAAGUUGGGAAAUUCCUUUCGUUGUUUGAUGGAUAAUUUGUUGUCACGUUGUAAAUUGCUACUCAUAAAUGACCACACAUGUGCCGAUAAGUUAACGAAACUGUUACGGGGGGUAGUCUGAUCUUUUGCUUUUGAUCAACACAUAGGGUUCUUAAUCUAGUAGUUUUCACUAGAGUCAUGUAAAUGCAUUCCUUGUGUUUAAAAUAGUUUUAUUUACAGUGCAUUUUCAAUUAUUGUUAUUGUUUGCAAGUCACAAUCUACUUCAAAUCGAUACAGAAACACCAGCACAGGGGCAUUUCAUUUGUGCUAUCACUCUAGGAAUGUUAUGUUAUCAAAACUAUUAUUAUCAAAAAUAUCGUUUUUUGUAAUUGCCUGCUGGACGAUAGGGUCACCUUUUUUAAAUUCCCCAAGCUUGAUAUUAUUUCACAAAAAUCCACAGUCUUCACGAUCCUAUUGUUGUGCAAUCUAUACUAAUGUUGUAAUUCAAAUGAUAGGGAUCAACUUUAUUAUAUCGUUAUAAAGUUGUUUCUGAUUUUACAAUAUGACAAAAUCCAAUUUGUUACAAUGUAUUGAUUUGAAGUGGAAUUAUGUUAUGACUUUUGAUUAUUACAAACUGCUGAUCUUGCCAGGGAAACGAAACAUCAUUGAACGAAACAUCAUUGAGGAAGAAAUAAACCAACGCAGCAAUAAAUUUUAGAAAAGAUGAAUUCUAGAGCCAUUGAUGCCACACCGAAUGUGGGACUUACCGUGACGAACCUAAACAAUCCCUAUUGCUAAACGCAUUGCGUUACUAUUCCGCAUGAACUUCCUAACGUGAUACGGGAUACAACCGCAAAAGUGAAUGUUUACGGGACAGUGUUUAUUUUGUGGACUGCGUCAACCGGUUGAAACAUCUUAAAUUACAAAAAUGAAAAAAUAAAAAAAAUCAUUCAAAAAUUUACUUACAUCAUUGACUCCACUGACACGCGUAUUAAACACGAAAACAAAAUUGAACUUAAUAAAACAUCACAUAAAGAGAAAGGCAUAUUGAAUUGGAUGCAAAUGAGG